Cynocephalus volans (Philippine flying lemur) is the source of this 1676-nucleotide messenger RNA. RefSeq names its product translation machinery associated 16 homolog (gene TMA16). The record is from RefSeq and is a predicted model, not a curated record. Gene Ontology annotation, cellular component: nucleus. Bases 124 to 735 code for a protein of 203 amino acids. The transcript is spliced from 7 exons. NCBI's taxonomy places the organism in Eukaryota, Metazoa, Chordata, Mammalia, Dermoptera, Cynocephalidae.
ACCGGCUUCUCUAGCUCCACGUGGGUUGGGGCCGGGCUUCUCGUGUGAGCGGCUGCCGUGGCUGUCGGUGAGACCGUCUGGGUCUGAAGUGCGGAGGUCCUCGGUGGCCGCGAGGACGUCACCAUGCCUAAAGCAUCAAAGGGGAAAAGUACAGGACAUGAAAAAAAAGUCAUUCAUCCAUACAGUAGAAAAGCAGCUCAAAUCGCAAGAGAGUCCCACAAACAAGAAAAAAAGGAAAAGUUGAAGAAUGAAAAGGCUUUGCGUCUCAAUCUUAUUGGUGAAAAACUGCAGUGGUUUCAAAAUCAUCUUGAUCCCCAAAAAGUGAGAUAUUCUAAGAAAGAUGCUUGUGAAUUAAUUGAAAGAUAUUUAAAUCGAUUCAUCAGUGAGCUGGAGCAGAUUGAGCUGCACAACAGCAUCAAAGACAGGCAGGGAAGGCGGCACUGUUCCCGAGAGACAGUCAUCAAGCAGACCACAGAGCGGGAGCGACAGCAGUAUGAAGGAUACGGCCUUGAGAUUCCAGACAUUCUAAAUGCAAGUAAUCUGAAAACUUUUAGGGAAUGGGAUUUUGAUCUGAAGAAAUUGCCAAACAUUAAAAUGAGAAAAAUUUGUGCUAAUGAUGCAAUUUCCAAGAAGCACAAGAGGAAAACUGUUAGAACUGUAGACAGAGGUUUAGAGGAACUGGAACUGAAAGAUGAAUCAAGUGACUCAGAUGAGGAAAUGACUGCAGUGGCCUAAUUGUCUUUACUUGAGUUGAAAAAUAAUUUGAAAGCUUCAGGUUACACUCAUUCAUUAUGUUAAAUAAUUGUCUAGAUUAAAGAAUUUGCUAUUUCGCUCAUUUUAUUACAUGAUGAGUAUUCUAUUUGCAGUUUCAAAAAUGGUGUUAUGAUUUUUAUUUGAAAAUGAAGAUUGCUUUUCAUUUACAUUAAAUUGUUAAAAUAGAUAAAAGUGAUCUGCAAAAACUAUUUGACCUGUAUUUUGGGGGGGGGGGGGCAAUGUGGGUGAGAACAAAAAAAUUUUGAUUUUUUUUCCUCAUGUGCAGUUAGAAUUGCCUAAUCUCACAUUUGGGGGAAUGGACAGUAACCUAUUUUCUAAAAAGCUCCUGUGGAUAGUUCUUGAGCUGUGACAAUAGCAAAAUUGUCUUUCAACAAUAAUGUCACACUAAUCCUCCCCUUAAACAUUAAACCUAUUUUCUUUCAGUAUAAAACAGGGGAAUGAUGUGAUAUGGAAUUCACAUACACUGAUGUACAUUAUUAUUUAUUAUCUACUGAGCAGGAGUUAAAUGGUAAAAAAAUAAACAAUGAUUGUCCUUGUUAUGUUGAUCUCCCCACUUAAUCUGUCAUCUUUUGACAAAGGGGAUAAAUGAUACCAGGUUAGCUCCUUUUGAUUGCAUACUAUUUUCUGCCUUCUCAUUGUGAAAAGUAAUAGAUUUUAUUUAUGGAGACAGAACUAAUGAUUGGUGAACCAAUGAUUUUAGUUGUGUUAAUUUUUUCUUCCUAGCGAUAGGUUAAAUUGAUAUGUAAUGCUAUUUCAAGUAUCAUUAGAAAGAUGAGUGUUGAAGAAUUUUGUUUUUCACAGAAUUUGUUAAAUUCAAGUAUCCUUUAGUCAGUUUUCAGAAGGUUGCAAGGCAAGUGUAUUUGAAUGUCUUCAAAAAAAGAAAAAUUAGCAUUGUGUGAAGU